This is a messenger RNA of Aspergillus affinis, 3168 nucleotides long. RefSeq lists its product as uncharacterized. The coding region runs from base 1 to 3168 and encodes 1055 amino acids. The record is from RefSeq and is a predicted model, not a curated record. Lineage: Eukaryota; Fungi; Ascomycota; Eurotiomycetes; Eurotiales; Aspergillaceae. The transcript is spliced from 5 exons.
AUGGUGUCGGAUUUCGCUGCGGGGGAUAUCGUGACCCUCACAAAGACAGUCUGGGACCUCUACCACAGCUGCUACCUCGUGGCCAGGGAUGCUCCCGACGGAUUUCGAAAGCUUGUUGACGAACUUGCAUCUCUACAAGGCGUCCUCUGUACGCUACGAGAUGAUGUCCAGUCGAAUACCAUGUUCUUUGAAGAUCUAGGAAUCGAUCGCAAGAGUACCUUGCAACGAUGUCUGACCGGCUGCUUCAAGACCCUGCAGCGCCUCAAGGGCCUGAUCACACGAUAUAGGAACAUGGGUGUCGGCGACGGCACGCAGUUCUGGCAGAAGGUUAAAUGGGCGACGCAACGGUGCCAGAUCGAUGAACUCAAAUCAAAGAUCAUGGUCCACGCGUGCAACCUUAGUCUGUGUAUGAGCUCCAUAGGCAAUUCGUCCUUAGAAAGGAUCGAAAAGUCUAUGAUGAAUGCGCUAGACCAAGACCGCGUUAUUUCUGCCUCCGAGGCUCCUCCGCAGGUUGAAGAGCAGCUUCCAUCCUCAACAAUGAGGCGAUCUGGCUCUAUUCACAGCGAUGAGGGGAUUGAAAUUGAUCUGAAAUCUGUCAACUACACAACAUGCAACCCCCCCACCACUUUGACAAUGCGCUCUCGCAGUUCGACCUCUUCCGGCUCCCUUACGUCGACUCUUUCCGAUAGCUCUGGCUGUACCGGAUCUUCAAAGUCGCAGUCGGUUCACUCAACAAAACCGUCUUUGAAGCGAAGCAGAACCGGAACAAGCUCGAGCUUUUCAUUUUCAACGCACGAUACAGGCCUGUUCGAGGCUCGCACUUUGGAAUCUGGGAGCAUGGAAUUUUAUCAAACACCUCAGGAUACCUUCGUGUCCGAGAUCUAUGAGCCUUCUCUGACCAAGAGCCCCGAUCAAUCCGCCGUCAUGGAUGCCGUCUCGCAUGCGAUGCAGCAGCUUCAGCAAAUUCGACUGCGUGAUCAACUGCAUCGACCGCUUCGCUACGAGCCGCGCGACAAGUUUCACCAACCUUCUGAUGAGCUGGUCAUGAAGUUUGAUAGCUUAGCCCAUGAUGAGCUGAAGGUUCGCAGACUCAAUACGAAUGAUUGGCUUCGUAUUGCUGUUUGGUGGUUGUUAAAGGCGCGGACUACGCUGGCAAACUGUGAAAAACCCUGUCUUACCAAUUCCAGAGGCAGUGUCAGCCCUCCGAUUGAAUCAGAAACUACCAGCCAUCAAGCAUACGUCGACCUUUUGAAGGCCGACUACAUCCUGUACGACAUAGUUCUGGUAGAUGACACCUGUGAAGCAGUCUUGUCCGAUGAAAAUAGGAAGCUUAUCUUUGAUCUGUCCGAGGUACCUUUCACAUCUCCCGAGACCUCAUUCUGCAUCAUCCUAACACACAAACAGGGAAUCAAGAGCGAAUUCUCGCAGUUCACCUCCGUCGAUAUUCCCGAGUAUUCGACCAUCUAUUCCCAGAAUCUCGAUAUAUGGGAGCCCUUGCAGCCUGAAGAAGGGCUAGGGAAUGAUGGUUAUACUCUACUCGGGUUGGAAAAUGUGCGAUGGAUUGCGGUAGAUCAAGAUGACGCCGGGAAUGAAGAGGAGAAGGUUCUCUUCCGAACAUUUGUUAAUGCCGGCAUCGGGAGCAAAAGACUUCGCAUGCGCACCAAAGGUGCUCCGUACAUGCUAUUGCUGUCGACGAGGGAUGGUGAAAGCGAGCCAAAAAUAACACUUUUUAACCAGAGUGGCACUCUCUGCUUACAGCGAGAUUUCGUCCCCGACGAUGUAGCUCAGCUUGUACGGAUCUCUCAGGCAUCCAUCAAUGGUGUCCCGGGUGCGAGGGUAUCAGAGCCCGUGAUCCUGAAAUUCGAGUCACGGAGUGUCUCCAUAUCCUUCCAGUACAUGGCAGAUCUCAUGCAGUUUAUUGGCCUGCCAAGGGCCUACUUCGACGCGGUUUGGCAGCGAGAGCCCAUCGACUCGCCCGAGUUUUCAGAGGCUGUCCUCUUCAAGAGCUCGCUGGAACUGUUUGAGCAACUCAAAGCUGCCACUAUGAAACCCAUGAAUCCCCCUAUGGUCCAUGGAUCAUGCGAAGUACGUAUCUUGGAGCGUUCCUUCGGCAAAGCCUGGCGAUCGGUUCGACGACUCGUCAUCAGCUCCUCGGCGGCGGAGAAGAACCCACGGUGCAUGGAGCUCUUCCUGCCCCUGAGCCGUGUUCAGGUCUGUCGAGUGCAGGACUCGCGCCAGGUGCUGAUCAAAUGGUCAGACACCCGCCAGGAAAGGUCCACCAAGACGGACGGCAGCUACCAUCCGAUUUUCUCAUACGUCUACGAUCCCAACAGUCCCAAUGUCGGGCUGAGCUUGCAUUUCCGGACCCAGCAGCAGGCCGAGCAAUUCGAGAGGGUCGUCUUGACUGUGUCGCUCAAGCCCAUCUUCUGGUGGUCUCAGGCCGGUACUCCCGGGCAAGUGUACGACGUGGUGGACCACACCAUCGACCAAAAGCAGUACAAAGCGGUUUCGGUCCUUCACACUCGGCUGUCCUGGAAGUACACCAAUCUGUACUAUCUCUAUCGCGACGCAGAUUAUGCCUACGAGCAUGCGAAUCGCCGCGUCCAUUUCCCCCGCUUGUUCUCCGCUGAUUACGUCUCCUCGCACGUGGACAAGCUUUACCAGCCCGACCGACCGGUGCAUUUCUCUCACUGCGAAAAGCGCAUGGGAAAUUUCACGGUCGUGUUCAAGGAGGAGCAAUCUCUUCGCGGAUUCAUGACCGCACUCGCAUCGGCAUACGAGCUUGCAUUCUCCCGUCGCGCCGUCUCCCUGACCACAAAAGGGAAGAGCCUGUUUGGAUCGAAACGGUCCAGCAAAGGCGAUACAGAGGUCCAGCUCUGGAGGAAAGGGAAUACCAUUCAAUUUGCCUCGCGCUGGAACAACCGGGUCACGGAUAAAUGGCUCACGAUGUCCGUGUUGCCGGGGACUCUUCCGUCAUCGGAUGGCAACCGAGUAGUUUUCCCUGCCGUUACUUAUUCGCGAGGAACGGUUUUGAAUAUGGCUACAAUCAUGGCGGGGGCACCGAAGGAUCCAAAUAAGUUGAGGAUGAAUGGGCCUAUCGCUGUCAUGUUUCCAACCGUUGAAGAUCGAGAAGAGUUUGUGGAUAUUCUGAACGGCAUGUCGAUUUGA